This is a messenger RNA of Coregonus clupeaformis (lake whitefish), 647 nucleotides long. RefSeq names its product doublesex- and mab-3-related transcription factor 3-like. Gene Ontology annotation, molecular function: DNA-binding transcription factor activity, RNA polymerase II-specific; RNA polymerase II cis-regulatory region sequence-specific DNA binding. The record is from RefSeq and is a predicted model, not a curated record. NCBI's taxonomy places the organism in Eukaryota, Metazoa, Chordata, Actinopteri, Salmoniformes, Salmonidae. The annotation marks the transcript as partial. The transcript has a single exon. Gene Ontology annotation, biological process: regulation of transcription by RNA polymerase II; male sex differentiation. Gene Ontology annotation, cellular component: nucleus.
UGCACGUGUGUCUUUAUUGCCAGGGGACAGGAGAGGUAGAGGUGGAUCCAACCAGCACCUCCUAUCAUGCAGACAGGACAGCGUGUAGCGAACACCGACAGGAUUUGAUCUCUUCACUCUCACUUCUGUCUGACAACUCUACUCUGCCUGGCCCGGCCUGCGUGCACACGCCCUUAUCAGAUGCACCUCGCGCCUAUAGCACUUUGAGGAGAUAAAGUAGUGAGAGUGUGUGUGACUGACUGGCUGACUAACGGUGUGAGAAAUGAAUGGCUACGGAUCGCCCUACCUGUACAUGGGGGGCCCGGUGACCCAGGCCCGAGCGCCGCUCCAGAGGACCCCCAAGUGCGCGCGGUGCCGGAACCACGGCGUCCUGUCCUGGCUGAAGGGCCACAAGCGAUACUGCCGCUUCAAGGACUGCACCUGCGAGAAAUGCAUCCUGAUCAUCGAGAGGCAGCGGGUCAUGGCGGCUCAGGUGGCGCUCCGCAGACAGCAGGCCAACGAGAGUCUGGAGAGCCUCAUCCCAGAGUCUCUGAGAGCUCUGCCCGGCAUCACGGUGCCUGGACCCGGGGAGGGGAACAAGGGCUUGCCACACCGCUCUGGAGGAAUGGACCUCCUAUGGACCUCGAAACAGACUGCCAACACGCAGG